Adineta steineri is the source of this 2520-nucleotide messenger RNA. NCBI's taxonomy places the organism in Eukaryota, Metazoa, Rotifera, Eurotatoria, Adinetida, Adinetidae. The record is from the annotation of a GenBank genome assembly.
AUGAAUCCUUCACAACAACAACAACCUACAAAUUCUAAUAAUAAUAAUCAAUCACAAACACCUGUUAAUCAUCAAUAUGACGACUACGAAGAUGAUGUAUCCUUGCACCAAACUUAUCCUCCUAAUUCUAAUGAUCAAUCAUCGAAUAUAAACAAUAAUGAAUACUAUGAUCCUACUCAACAACAACAAUAUCAUGAGGAUUAUAGUGGAUAUAAUUUGAAUCCCGAAGACUAUUUCGACGAUUACGAAUCAGAUCCAGAUGAUGGUGAAACUCAAGUUGAUCCAAUAGAGAAUAUGCUAAGAGAUGCAAGACCAGAUGAUCAUAAUGGAGAUGUAGCUGUCUUCUCUGAUGCUGUUCAAAAUGCAUUUGAAAAUUAUGAAAAAGAAAAUGCAAAACAUUGGCAUCAUAAUGAUUCGCAAGAUGAAAUGUUUGAACAAAUGCGUGAAUGUAUGCUUUUUAUGUCACAAGAAUAUAGUACUGCUGAAAUGCCAAAUAAUCUAGUUGAACUAACACAAGAAAGUACAUUAAAUCCAGAUGCGACAGAAUUCCGCCCAUCAUGGUUGUCAUCACCGGCACAAGUAACAACAACAACAACAAACGAUACAGACUUUUUAGUAACGUCAUGGGCACCCUAUUUUUAUAUUCGUCAUACGAUCAUGUCGUCUAUAGGUGUUACAAAACCGAUGCGUAAAACUUCUUGUGAUAAAUUUGUUUCAUCUAAUGCAAGUAAUAUAUCACUAGAUGGAAGUGAUACAUUCAUUCGUGCCAAUGAUAUUAAUCUAAAUAGUAAUUCUUAUGCUAAUACACCUUCUCCAUCAUCAAUUACAACAAUAAGUUCAAUCGAUCGAUCAUUUAAAUAUCGAUCAUCACGUUUAAAAAAUGAUUAUCGUUCACAUAUGUUCUCAAAGCGUCGUUAUAAACAUGAUAGAUUAUUUUAUCAUACACAUGCACUUAAUCGACAAUAUGUAGUAGCAAUGACGAAUAUACUUUAUCAGAUGCAAAAAGAAAUUGUUAAAUUAAAACGACGUACAAAUAGUAUUGAACAAAUGCUUAGUAAACAAACACGAGUAGUACAUCCAAUUAUUCGGUUACCACGUUUAACACGUGAUGAUAUUUCGACAAUAUGCACCGACGAUACUGAAAAUCAACCAUCGGUUAGUUCGGAUGUUUUUCAAAACAAUGAAAAUGUACAUACAUCAGAAAUGACAACACCAGAUAACAAUCAUAAGGAUGAUAGUGAGGGCUCUAUACUAUUGAAUACAGAAUCUUCACCAAACAAUCUUGAAAUAAAUAAACAUUCUAAUCAAAAAAAUAAACAUUGUUUUGAAUGUCGGCAUGAAUUUUCAAAUCGAUCAGGUUAUUUACGGCAUAUUAAAAAUGUACAUAAAGGAAUAUUUCCAACAGCAUCGGAAAAUGACACACCAUUAGAAAAUGAUAAUCAUCAAACUAAACCAACUGUUCGUUCAUCGAUUGAUUAUUUGGAAGUUGAUCAUAGAAUAGAAAGUGAUUCAUUGAAUUAUUUAGUUAAUCAAUGGGAUAUUGGAGAAGGUCGUUUACGACCAAGAUCAGUAACAAAACCAGUUAUUAUUACUGAGUCAGUACGAAAAUUAAAAUGUGAUAUUUGUAACAAAUUCUUUCGUGCUGAUUAUCUUAUGAAACAUAUGAGACGUACUCAUCAUAUAUCAGACCCACCUUUAUCAAAUGACUUAUCUGAUCAACAUCAAUCCAAUAUUGAUAAACCUAUUGAUGAAAUUCAAUCAACAUCUAAUGAAUCAUUUGGAAAUAAUAUAGAUCCUCCAUCGACAAUCACAGUUACUGAAAUGGAUUUUGAAGAUAUACAAAUUGAUUUAGAUACAACUUUAGAUAAAUCAAUUGUUAUUACUACAACACUUCUUGAACAAUAUCAAUCAAAAAUGGUUGAAGAAUUUUUAGAAAAAUUUUCAUAUGAAGUUGGUCAAACAAGUACAGUUAAUUCUGGAACAACACAUUUAAUAGUAAAUGAUGAGAAAACUCCGUCACGUUCUCCAUUAUCAAUAAAAUUAAUCGAAGGUGUUGCUAAUCAUUGUUUUUGUGUUUCUUAUAAUUGGAUUAUUGCCUGUCUUCAAUAUGAUCGAAUUGUAGAUGCAACUCGUUAUGAAAUUGAAGGUGAUGAUAUGGAUUUAAACGUUUUUGGUGGUCCAAAACGUUCUCGUUUAGCUGAAAGACGUCAUGCACUUUUUGAAAAUAUAUGUUUUAUGAUAAAAUGUGCAGAAAAUAAAGAUGCACAAUUAAGCAAUGAUCGUUUACAAGAUUUAAUAACAACAUGUGGUGGACAAAUUAUAACUUGUGUUACACAAAAAUUACUUCAAGAUCAUACAAUUGUUGUUCUCUGUGAUAAACUAUAUGUAUCUGAACGACGUGCUAACUAUAAUCACUGUCGUUUCUUAGGUAUAAAUUUUAUUUCAUCGAAUUGGGUUCUUGAAUCAAUUAUUGAAUAUCGACAAAAACCUUUUUUAUCGUACGAAGAAACGCCAAUAUAA